Molecule: messenger RNA, 336 nt
Organism: Peniophora sp. CBMAI 1063
Lineage: Eukaryota; Fungi; Basidiomycota; Agaricomycetes; Russulales; Peniophoraceae
Source: the annotation of a GenBank genome assembly
AUGUUCGCUCGCGUCUUCACCGUCCUCGCUCUCGCUGCCGCCGUCGUCGCUGCCCCCUCGGGUGGUUCGUCGUCGUGCAACUCUGGUGCUCUCCAGUGCUGCAACCAGGUUCAGCCCGCGGGUUCGAAGAACCUUGAUCUUCCCAGCGGCCUUCUCAGCCUCAUCCCCAUCGACCUCUCGGGCCUCAACGUUCCCAUCGGUAUCACUUGCACGCCCAUCAACGUCAUCGGCCUUGGGGGCAACACCUGCCAGCAACAGACCGUGUGCUGCGAGAACAACACCUUCAACGGUGUUGUCGCUCUCGGCUGCUCGCCCGUCGGUAUCCCGAUCCUCUAA